Molecule: messenger RNA, 16054 nt
Organism: Podarcis lilfordi (Lilford's wall lizard)
Lineage: Eukaryota; Metazoa; Chordata; Lepidosauria; Squamata; Lacertidae
Source: the annotation of a GenBank genome assembly
AUGCUUCAGACAUGGAACAAUGGUAAGCAAACACAAUCAGUGACUCUCCCUCCCUUCUUUCUCCAGACCUCCUCCCCAUCUAAUGGCUCAUGAAAGAGUCUGAAUUUAAAAUGGUUUUUCUGGGCUAAGAAAUCAUUUCACAAAGUAGCACUUGGCUGAAAAUGUGGCCACGUUUCUCUAGCCUGUAAUUGAGCAAAGGUUUCAUUUCCUCCCUGCUGACUGAAGCCUGUGGCUCCAUGACCGGUAGAGCUGCUCAGAUGACAAGUGCCACACUGACAGAAUCUUUUACACUUUGCCCUUUAGACUUGCUGUGAGCAUAGGUAGAUGAUAAGGUGGUUAAAAACGCACCUGAGCCUCAUCUAGAUCUGCAGUUGCCAGUAGCAGAGCAGCUGUUAUGGAAGAUUGCCCUAAAAUUGCCCGCCUAGAGGCAGCCAAGGAACAGAGACCUCUAUUCUGCAAAGAACUGGAAACCCACAAACGUUUGAACUUGCUAUUACAAAACAAAAACAAAAAACCAACCCAUUGCCACCAAAAUAGGGUUAAACUUGGUUGACCUGAUUGCCAGUAGCCUGGCUAAUUGCUAUUCCUACAUGGCCAGUUUUAAAAGAAUAAGUUUGAGUGUUGUUGCAUAUGUUUAUAUGCAUUAACAUUAGCUCACAUCUGCAAAUUAGCAAGGCCCUGCAUUUUUCUCUGGCGCAGGUGGAAACCCUCGAGCCUUGCUGAAAUCAAGCAACACUCAAGUAUCAUCUUAGUUGCUUUUAUGAAACUGGGGCUUGGGCUAAGGAAGUUGUGGUCCAUUUGUAUGCAGUGUGUCUUUGUGUCUUCUAGACUGCAAUACCAUGCACAUUCGCCUGGGAGUAAGCCCCAUUACUGGAACUAACUUCUGAGUAAACAUGCUACAACUAUGCUGUCAGAAAUGGUUUUUACACUGGCUUUUUAGCUUUGUGUGAAACUUUGCCUGUUUACUAGGCCUGUUUACUUUUUUUAAAAAAAAAAAACCCACUAAUAAUAAUAAUAAUAAUAAUCUGAUUGGAUCCAGUGGCCUGCCAAAUGCCCCUCAUAGUGAAGUCCUACACAUGUCUGCUCAAAAGUCCCAUUGGGUUCAGUGGGGCUUAGUCUUCACUGAGCCAUCAUGGCCUGCAGCUAUUGAUAGACCUAUAUUCCAUGAAUUUAUCUAAUUGUUGCUGGUUUUUAAUCUUGAUAAACCAUGUAUUCUGAACAGAUCAACACUAGAGCAGGGCGCCAGUUUCUGGAGGCAGAGUCCUUUUGAGCCCCCUCUAUAUUUGGGGGGUAGAUGCUAUUCUUGCCACCCCCAUGUGCCCAAAGUGCAAAGGCAAAGUGCUGAGCAGGGCAUGGCCCCAGAGGCUGACUCCUCCUCCUCCUCCUCCUCCUCCUUCUCCUGCUGCUGCUGCUGCAGAGGGGAAGGAGAGUCUAAGUGGCCUCCUGCUCCUGGUAGUCCCAAGAAGAGGAGGAGGAGUCGCCACUGUGUUUGGCUCCGCCCCUGGAAUUUCUCGAUAGAAUGUUCCACACAUGCUAGACUGCACAGUUAUUAAAGCUGCCCCUUUGUCUUAAAAGGAUAGUUCACAAAGUUCUGUAAGAUAUGGUGCUUUCUUGAAUGUAAACCUAAAGCUCCUUACUAUUUAAUAUUUCUAAAGCUGGGCUUAAUGGGAGGGAUCACUGCCAGUUUGCUUUAUAGAAAAGGUAAAGGGACCCCUGACCAUUAGGUCCAGUCAUGGCUGACUCUGGGGUUGUGGCACUCAUCUCGCUUUACUGGCCGAGGGAGCCAGCAUACAGCUUCUGGGUCAUGUGGCCAGCAUGACUAAACCACUUCUGGCGAACCAGAGCAGUGCAUGGAAACACCUUUUACCUUCCCGCCGGAGUGGUACCUAUUUAUCUACUUGCACUUUGACGUGCUUUCAAACUGCUAGGUUGGUAGGAGCAGGGUCCGAGCAACGGGAGCUCACCCCGUCGUGGGGUUUCGAACCACCGACCUUCUGAUCGGCAAGCCCUAAGCUCUGUGGUUUAACUCACAGCACCAUCCGCAUCCCAUAGUUUGCUUUAUAAAUCCAUCCAAAUAGAAGGAUAGCAUUGUGAUGGUAGCCUAGCAUAAUUAUUGGGAUGGGGAAGGGGGGGUUAUAUAAAGAAGUACCUGUCAGAAAGGAAACCCCCUCCCUCACCUCAGUCCAUCACCAAAACCAUCUAUGUUAAUGGCUAUCAUCACAUCUCAUAGCAAUGAAUUCCAAGAAUUAAUUAUGCACUGCACAAUCAAAUUCUGUUGCAUAAGCAAGUAUGUGUCAUAUAAUCAGCACCCAUUGACAGAAUGGUAAGACCACCUGGUUUGAUUUUAUUUUAGCUCGUCUUCUGUGAUUAACAAUAGCAACUAAACACAAUACAGGUGUUUAAAUGAAUUGGAAAACUAUGUGAAUUAGCAAUUGACCAAGAAUCUGAAAAAAAAUAAAACCAGUAAAUACUGUUCCCUACAACAUGGGAAUAAUAACAUGCUAAAUACUUGCUUCCCUUGGCAGAAUGUUGUGCCUACCAAACCAAUUGUGAUGCCUUAGAAGGGGUCUGCUCCAAUUUUCACCUGAAAAGGCUCUGAAACGCUGCUAUAAAAUAAAGCUGUGUUGAGGAAAUGGAUCUUGUUACAUAAUGACCCACGUCCCUUGACUGAGUCCCCCAGAAACAUGGCAGCCUAACAGACAUAAGAUAUUGGGGGACGGUAAGAGAUUCACUCCUAAAUAAAUGAAUGUGCUCUUCUAAUUAUACUGUACAGUUCCAAUUUGUAUUUGAGGAGGACAUUUCCAUAAUAACAAAGCUGGAGCGGUUGGGGGCUAAUGACACAGAUUGGUCCUGAGGUUUCAUUUCUUUGUUACAAAAGUCCUUCCAGUAGCAGCACUUUGAUGUUGGACAGCAUGGCAACGCACUCUGUUUGUAACACGCAUUUUCUCCAGCUCUCCACAGUGGGUAUGAAAUCAGCUCACUAGCUCCAGUUUAGACUGCUGCACUGUUUCUAAGGCCUAGAUUCCUCCCACUUUCUUCCUCUUCUUUCUUUUUAUCUUUUUUUUCAGGAGCACACAUAUCAACCAGUAAGUGUUUCUCUGCUGUAGAAUAGGAGAGUCUGCAAACAGCUGAUAAGUUUGAUGGCCUCAGCAGCUGCUUUUGAAAAAGAAACCAUUUCAGAAUAAUCUGGCUUCAAAUUCAGAUCAUGCUAUAGGAAGAGCUGAACCAUUGCCUAGAGUGAUAUUGGACUGGAUGAGGGUCAAUAAACUGGUAAGACAGAGUUGGUGCCUGGUUUAUUGGGAGUGGGGUAGCAUUUCACCUUAAGGUCUGUAGGUUCAAUCAGAUCUGUCCCUGUCUUUAGGGGCUCAAGUGGCCUUGGUGGCAUUAAACCCCUUUCAUCAGCUAAGACUGGUGCACUAGCUGUGACCUCGUCCAGGCAGAGAUAACUUAGCCACAAUUUUUCAUGCUCCAGUGACAUACCAUUUAGACUAUUACAAAACACAGUCUAUGGGACUGCCCUUGAAGAUAGUUCAGACAAUAUAAUUAGUAUAAAACAUAGCAUCUAGGUUACGUACCUGGCAUAUGGCACUCAUGUUCCCAGCCUUGAAUGAGUGCCCUUGGUCCUAGUCCAUUUCCGGGUUCAGUGACAACCCCCUCACCCCCUGCCUGGUUAUCGGUUUGUUUUGUUCUUGCUUUUAUAGUGUAUUUUGUGUUUCUAUCUUAUAUUGUUAUGCUGUGAACCACCCUGAGAUAAAUAAAUAAUAAUGUCAAAUGCUGGUUUUAACUUUAAAAGCCCUAAAUGGCUUUGGAGCAGGGUCCCUCAAUAAUUACCUUCUCCCUUAUGUGCAGGUCUCUUCAUCAGAGGCCCUUCUGUCGUUCCCACAGAUGUGAGGUGGUUUAUGACGCAAGACAGGAACCCAGACACAUCCCAUAGUAAGCCAUUGCAAUGUGUUAAAAGGCACAACCUGGAACCCUGGCAAACUUGGAAUUGCCAAUUCAUAUUACACUGAUGUUUGGCGAAAUGUACAAAAUUUCACAAGAGCCUAGAGAGGGCAGUGCAGAAAACAGAUAUCUUCUAUUGCCAAGCAAGAAAGAGGCAGAUUCAAUCAGAUACAAAUGCGUUGCAAUAUAGUACAUUUAUAAAUUGUUUCCCAUAGAAUAUCUCAAUGCAAUUCCACAGUAAAAACAAUUCCAUAUUUUAAAAACUAUUUCAAAUCCAAUACAGUUCUCCUGUUCAUGCAAGGACUUCCACUCCCUCUCCUCUCCCCAUGUACCCUUCUGCCCCCCAAAUCUACUCUGAAGGAUUGAAGGAGCCCCAGGGCAGAUUUGAGAAUGUGAAGGGCAGGAGGGGAGGUUGCAUUGUGCAAGCAGAAGUCAUUGCCUUACAGGGAUAGAUUUGUUGAAUCUAACAUGCAAACAGUGAUGAAAAUAUAUAUGCAUCUGUGCACACAUGCAUUGUGUGUGUGUGUGUGUGUGUGUGUGUGUGUGUGUCAGAGCUGGCUCCAGGUCCCAGCUCACAGAGGACCAACGCUAGCCGGCAGUAAUGUACAAAAGUCUUUAUUGAAGUACAGUUUCCAUUUUCAAGCCGGAGCGCCCCAGCUCUACGUCUAGGGGUUAGAUCGGCGAAGCUCCAUCUGAGUCUCCGCCCCCUGUACACCAGUUUAAGAUUCUAGCCUUACUCCACCUCUUACGUCUCUCCUUUCUCCUCUGGGUCCUGCUACCCCCCGGGGUCCCUUCCUUCCUGGAUUCUUCUGACGCUGACCCCCCUGACUCCUUCCCCUCUUUUCGGCGGGCUUUGGGACCUGGCUCCCUAUCCGGGCUGCCAACUGCGCCGCCCUCCUGUACAUUUGAACUUGGCGCGCGCGCCCAGCCUUCAACCUUCCUCUCGACCGUUUCCUCGCUCCCCGAUGGAGGCGUGGCCAAUCCUGACUCAUGUCCUCCCACUGGCAGUGCGCCGCCUGAGUCCCGAUGCCUGGGACUCCUCCCCCUACUGCACUCUGGUGUGGACGCUGGUCCUGAUUUCCAACUGCUGCUCUCUGAGUCCCCUCUGGCCCCUUCUUCCUGGGGUGUCCCCUUGGCACCCCCCUUGCUCUGACCAAGGGAGCCCCUUUCUGUGAAUCUUCCGAUUCGCUGGAAAGACUCAGAGACCUCGGACCGCUGUCAUCGCUAACAUUUCCUUCGGACUCCUCCCCCUCGCUCUCUAGUUCCUCCCUUUCCUGUGCCUCUGCUCCUGAACCCCUGACAUCCAUCCCCCCCUCGAAGCCCCCCCGUCCCCCCUCCCCUCCUUCAGGUGUGGGUACUGGGUGUUCCGUCGUUGUGGGGGUGAGUGCCGGAUACAGUUCGUCCCCCGUGGCGUGCAUCCAGCCGGAUAAGUCCGGCUCGUCCUCCGUGCUCUCUCCGACCUCAAUUUCCUCUGCUUCCAUCUCUUUGCCGCCGUGCUCGAACCCAAGGUCCUCCCCCCACACGUCCCUGUCCGUCUCGCCCCCGGUCUCCGCCGGGGACGUUGCCUGCCAAGGACCCCCCAGCCCCAGCCUGCGCCACUGCUCCUCUGCGCGAUUGUCCCACCAAUAGGAACGGUCUGAGGCAGACCCGAGGGUGAUCCCUCCGGGGACGUGCUUCUAGUGCCGGUUCCUCGUCCGAGGUGAACCCCUGGAAUGUGCUAGCUGAAAAUGUGGGUGUGAAAAGCCAGUCGUCGAAAUACUCGGCUGGCAUGGGCCUGUGUGGGAAAAGUGCAUGGAACUCGUCCUUGAGCCAAGAUUCCUCCAGAGCAUAAUCUGGCACCCAACUGUUGGCGCUAGCCGAGGUACCUUCCUUGGCGAGGAGGUAUUCCACUCCCUCCUCCCCCAUCUCGAGUCUAAAAUCUCUGUGACUUCGUUGACGGGUUCCCGCCUUGGCGACCCCCUUGUGGGCGUUUCCCUGAACGGGUCUGGUGCCGUUCCUGGCUCCUGAAAUCUAUGAGGUGCUUUGUAGGGCGUGAGCACUGAUCUAUGGAAAACUGGGUGCAUUCUGGAUCCCUCCGGCAGUGUCAACCGGAAGGCCACUGGAUUGACCUGUGCCUCGACUUGGUAGGGUCCUAGCUGCUUAUGCCCUAGCUUCUUCUUCGCUAACGAUCUGGCCGGCACUGCCUGGGCUGCUAACCAAACCCAGUCUCCCACCUGUAUGUCUUCCCCAACCCUCCUGUGCUUGUCAGCCUGCAGUUUGUAUGCGUGCUUUGCUAGUUCUAACUGCCUCCGAAGCUGUUCGUGAACCUCCUGCAACUCUGAUGCUAAGGCCUCCGCUGCCUGUGGCUCCCCCUCCCCCGCUCUCGCUAAUCCCGGGAAGGUUCUGGGAUGCCUCCCGUUGUUGGCGAAGAACGGUGUCAACCCCGUGGACACGUGCUUCGUGUUGUUGUAGGCGAACUCAGCGAGCGGCAGGUAGUCCACCCAUGUUGCCGGCUGCUGAUUUGCGUAGCAUCGCAGGUACUGCUGCAUGAUGGCGUUGACUCGCUCCGCUUGUCCGUUCGUCUGCGGGUGUCUCGCCGACGCUAGGUUGAUCUUGACGUUCAGGAAACCCAUCAGCUUCUGCCAGAAGUUCGAGAUGAACUGUCGCCCCGGUCGGACAGGAUAGACCGUGGCAGACCGUGAACCCUGAACACGUGGUCUAUGAACAGUUUGGCGGUCUGUUCCGCCGUGGCCACCUUCGCGCACGGAAUGAAGUGGGCCAUUUUGGUGAACAUGUCCACCACCACUAGCACUGCCGUCUUGCCCCUCGAGCUGGGUAGAUCCGUGACAAAGUCCAGGGCCACCCUCUCCCACGGUUCGAGCGGUGUCUGCAGCGGUUCGAGCAGUCCCGCCGGCGGUUUGUGCACUGACUUGGCCCUUUGGCAGGUGUCGCACCUCGAGACGUAAUCCGCGACUUCCUGCCAAACUUGGGCCACCAAAAAUCUCUGGCUACUAAUUCUACCGUCUUCUCUUUGCCAAAGUGCCCGGCGGUGGGUGCGUCGUGCAACUGCUGCAGUACUUUCGCGCGGAGGUCGUCUCCCGGUACGUAGAGGGCCCCUCUGCGGAUGAGCAAUCCGUCGCGUAUCUGGAACUCGUCGUCCUCCGCCGUGCCCCUUUGCACCUCUGCCAUCUUUGCUUGCGCGAAGGGGUCGUCCUGCAGUGCUCGACGUACAGCAUCCAGGUCCACGGUUGCUGAAGCGCACGCCCACGCUUUCGGUGCGAAAAUGUGCUUGGCCGCUGCUGGUGCCGCCUCCUCGAGGUAUUGCGGCUUUCUGGACAGUGCAUCCGCCAUGAUGUUGUUGUCGCCUGGGAUGUACUCUAUCCUGAAGUCGAAAUCCGCAAAGAACUCCGCCCAUCGUAUGUGCCUCUGGUUCAGGAACCUUGCCGUGCGCCAGUACUCCAGGUUUUUAUGGUCCGUGCGGACCUGCACUGUGUGUUUGGCUCCAAUGAGGAAGUGCCGCCACGCCUUGAAUGCUGCAUGAAUGGCCAGCAACUCCCUGUCCCAGAUGGUGUAGUUCUGCUCUGACUUGCUGAGCUUCCUGGAGUAGAAGGCACACGGUCUCCAGUCCCCAUGCGGGUCUUGCUGCAACAGUACUGCUCCCACGGCUCUGUCUGAGGCGUCCGUUUCAACCCUCAUCGGUCUGCUGGGAUUCACAUGCAGUAGCUGCUCUUCGGACGAGAAGAGACGCUUGAGUUUCUGAAAGGACUGCUCCGCUUGCUCCGUCCAGAUGAACUUCUUCUUCUUGGAGCUGAGCGUGUCGGUAAUGGCCGCCGUCUGCAUCGCGAACCCCUUGAUGAACUUGCGGUAAAAGUUGGCGAAACCGACAAACCGCUGGACCUCCUUCCGAUUGCGCGGGCUCUUCCAGUCCAACACUGAGCGAACCUUGGCGCUGUCCAUGGCGAGCCCCUUGUCCGACAACUUGUAGCCCAGGAAAUCUACCUCCUUCAUGUCGAACUGGCACUUCUCCAGCUUGGCGUACAGCCUGUGCUCCUGCAGUCUCUGCAGAACUUCCUUGACGUCUCCCUCGUGGGUCUCCUCUGAUUCUGAAAAUAUCAGGAUGUCGUCCAGGAAGCAGACGCAUUUCUUGUAGAGGAGACCCGCCAAUACGUGAUGCAUGAAGGCUUGAAAACAGUGGGAGCCAUUUUGUAAUCCAAAGGGCAUAACUCUGUAUUCAUAGGUGCCCAGGAACAUGGCAGUCUUCCAUUCGUCGCCCUCCCGUAUGCGAAUCAGGUUGUACGCCCCUCGCAGAUCCAACUUUGUGAAAACGCGUCCUUUCCUCACCGUUGCGAGCAGGUCAUCAAUCUUGGGCAUGGGAAAGGCUGUGGGCUUGGUUUUCGAGUUCAAAAUUCUAUAGUCCACCACAAGCCUUUUUGGGGCGUGUCCUUCUUCUUCACAAAGAAUACAGGACUGCCCCCACUGCCUUCGACUCCUGGAUGAAACCGCGCUUCAAGUUGAGGUCUAUGAACUCCUGAGUUCCUGCAGCUCGUCUUCAGACAUGGAAUACAGUUUCCCGGUUGGCAGCGUCGCCCCUGGCAGGAGGUCAAUCUUGCAGUCAUAAGACCUGUGGGGAGGUAGCUUGUCCGCUUCCUUCUCGCAGAAAACCUCCAAAAACGCUGCGUACUUGAGUGGCACUGCUUGCAGCGUGCCUAAUUGUAGCUGCGGGUCAUCCUCUUCCCCUUCCGGGCUAGGCAGAAUGCAAUGUUCCGCACAGUAUGAGGAGCCGAAGGUCAGUUGUCGCUGGUACCACGCCAAUGCUGGGCUGUGCCUGUGCAGCCAACUCAUGCCUAAUACUAUAGGCGUGUCCGACAGUUGGGUGACAUUGAAGCUGAUGACUUCUCGGUGAUUCCCAAUUUGCAUCACCAUCGGAGGCGUUUGCUGCACCACCUGCCCCCAGCAAUUCCCUGCCAUCCACCGUGACAACUUUCAGAGGCAGCGUGGCUGGCAGGAGUGCUAUGUUGUGCUCUUGAAGGAAAUCCAGUCCUAUGAAGUCUGCGUUACUACCAGAGUCAAUGGUAAUCGGCACUUCCAUAGUGAGUCCAUUGGGUAGUUGGAGCGAUGCUGUGAGCUGCACCACUGGUUUGGGCGGGAGGGGGUCUGUGGGCUGCAAAAUCUCUGGGGACGGCUUCAUUGACUUGUCUGGUUGGGCCCCAGUGCCUCUUCCUCCAACCAGACUCUGUCGUUUCCCUGCUGUGGUUCUCUCUGCUGAGUUGCUUCUGUUACUGUUGCUGAGGCUGCAGUGUGCUUGUGGAGCCUCUGGGGACACUCUUUCGCCAUGUGCUGAGCACUGUCGCAGAUGUAGCACUUCCUGUUCCCUCUAGGAGGCUUCGCUUUGACUGCUCCCGGUGUUAAGGCUCUGGUUGCUGACUGAGCCCUGGCGCCUCCAAUCUCCAUCGGUUGCUCUCCCCCUCCUUGCGGAGGUGGGGAUUGCACACGCGCUGCAUCCUUGGGAAAGAGGGAAGGUGCUCUCACUGGCGUACGUCCCCAACGUCCUUCUUCUCUGUUCCAUGGACGUUCUUCCAGACGCACCCCAAUUUGCAGCGCCCGCCGGACAACCUCCUGAGUGCUCUUUGGUCUCUCCCCCCUUGCAAUCUCAUCUUUCACAUUUGCAUUCAAGCCUUCCCAAAAAGGUCUCUGGCUGGGGCAGAAUCCUUCUCCCAUCCCAGCGCAUGGACUAAUGCAAAAAGCGGGAAUGGUACUGCCUUACACUGGCUCUGCCUUGUUUGAGCCCAUGUAUGUCUUUUCUGGCGAUAUCAAUGUCUAUAAUUGAUAAAAACACGAAUCCAUCGCUUUAAUGAAUGCAUCCGCAUUUUGGAGCGGCGGAUCCUUAUCUCUCCACAGAUUGCGCAGCCACGCUUUAGCUUCCCCAUGCAAAUGGGACAAGAUAAACCCCACCUUCUCUUGCUCAUCUCUAAAGUCUUUAUCCAGCAGUUCCAGCGCAAACAGCACGUCUGCUCGGAAGUUAGGGUACUGCUGCAAAUUCCCAUCGAAAUGAGAUACCAGGCUGCCUCCUCUUUUCCCCAGCCCAAUCCCCUCUGAUUUGGGUCCCGGUUGCCCCUGCUUAGCAAGCACUUCCAACCUGGCUUGGAGAUCCCUGCAGGCGGCAGCCGCUUCCUCUUCCCUUUUCCUGGAUGCGAGUACCUCCGCGUUGAGUUGUGUCACUGCAUUUUGCAGGGCUGCUAGUUGCUGUUCUGUAGUCAUCUUGCCUGACUUUUGUGAGCUCGCGAAGCACCAAUCUUCUUCCCUCGCUGCGUCCACUCACGUUACGAGGUUUUUGGUGCAAAAUUUUUGAGAUGGAGCUUACUGUCAGAGCUGGCUCCAGGUCCCAGCUCACAGAGGACCAACGCUAGCCGGCAGUAAUGUACAAAAGUCUUUAUUGAAGUACAGUUUCCAUUUUCAAGCCGGAGCGCCCCAGCUCUACGUCUAGGGGUUAGAUCGGCGAAGCUCCAUCUGAGUCUCCGCCCCCUGUACACCAGUUUAAGAUUCUAGCCUUACUCCACCUCUUACGUCUCUCCUUUCUCCUCUGGGUCCUGCUACCCCCGGAGUCCCUUCCUUCCUGGAUUCUUCUGGCGCUGACCCCCUGACUCCUCCCCCUCUUUUCGGCGGGCUUUGGGACCUGGCUCCCUAUCCGGGCUGCCAACUGCGCCGCCCUCCUGUACAUUUGAACUUGGCGCGCGCGCCCAGCCUUCAACCUUCCUCUCGACCGUUUCCUCGCUCCCCGAUGGAGGCGUGGCCAAUCCUGACUCAUGUCCUCCCACUGGCAGUGCGCCGCCUGAUCCCGAUGCCUGGGACUCCUCCCCCCUACUGCACUCUGGUGUGGACGCUGGUCCUGAUUUCCAACUGCUGCUCUCUGAGUCCCCUCUGGCCCCUUCUUCCUGGGGUGUCCCCCUCGGCACCCCCAUUGCUCUGACCAAGGGGCCCCUUUCUGUGAAUCUUCCGAUUCGCUGGAAAGACUCAGAGACCUCGGACCGCUGUCAUCGCUAACAUUUCCCUCGGACUCCUCCCCCUCGCUCUCUAUUUCCUCCCUUUCCUGUGCCUCUGCUCCUGAACCCCUGACAGUGUGUGUGUGUAGAUUACUAGAUUGUGAAACAAGACUCUUGGCUGAUAAUCAUAGCUAAACUAAAAUUGUUCAAAUAAUCCACUUCCCUUCCCUUGAACAAUUGAAGUGAGCAAAGGGACAGGAAAUAAGGAAAGGUCAGAUUUGUAUGCUUUGUUUGUUUCCUUAGAUUUUCCAUAGUUGUGGAACUGAAUGUCCAGCAUUUGAAGAUCAAGUUCACCCUUUAGGCUUGCAGUUGCAACCCUCUUCAGAAUAAGAACUCAAAUGGGGCCUUUGUAAAGAAACAGAUAUACACAAAACCAUGAUGUCUUCUCCCUGCUCUUGAGUGAUGUCAAAUGACCUCUCUACCCUCCAGCCUAAGCUGCUUUUCCAGACAGUGGAUCAAUCACUGUAUUCCUAGGAGUGGUGUAAAAUUCACCUUUUAGCAGACAGAGUUUGGCCCAUCUCACUAGGGACCCGAGCUGUGGACACUCAGAGCAUCAUUACAUCAACCUAAGAGGAGAGCCGAUUCCAUCUGCAGUGUAAAGAGACACCAAACUAUUCAUUUCUCCUCUCUUUCUCUCUCUGUGUCAGUUUAAAAUCCUUUAAUUCAUUAUAUAGUACUUUGCAAACCAUAAACAACUUAAGAAGGAAUACUCUUCCUAAAAACAACUUGGCUUCAUCAAAACAAGUCUCAUGGAAGACUGACUUAAGAGUGAGUAGGCUAGUCAAAGCAAUUUGUCAAUCUCGGCUUUAAUGUGCAAAACAUUUUCUAAUCCUCCUGUCAUUCAGCCUCCCAAUAGUCUGUCAUUCCCAUUUUCUCUCAUGGGAUGCUGAACUCUGAGGGCCAAAUGAGAUGUGGCAACAGAAUGUAUGAAUCUCUCUCAGCUCUCUCUAAACUUUUGGAAGUAGCAGCCACUGUGUGUGUAUGUGGAGAGGGGGAUUGAAGUCAGGACUGCAGCAUAGGGGAAGGGUAUUGGGGUUUUUUUGCCAGACAGCAUCCUGGAACCCACAUAGGGCAUAUGUCACCCAGUUCACUGCUCUUAAGUUGAAGUGCUAGGAACGUGAUGAAAUCUGUCUCACAUUGAAUACAAUGGGGCUUUGAGGAGGGGGCUUCACCUUUCGCUGGGUUGGACCCAUUAUUUAUUUUAAAGGUGUGCAUCCUGCCUUUCCUUCACUUGAUCUCUUAGUUGGCUUGCAUAAUUAUAAGCCUGUAUAAGCAAAACAAGCUGAAAAACAGGAACAGAUACACAAUUAUUGUGAGAAUCACUGUACAAAAUGGCAGAUCAAUCAAAUGCAUUCUGUAAUUACCAUCAAUCUAUGGGAGGGGGUAAUUAAUUAAAAAAAAUAAAUCACCAGGCACUUAAGGGAUAGAGGGAGGAUGGGACGGGAUUGAGACAGGUAUGUUUGCUUAGGGAGUUUUCAUUUAUUUGUGCAUUUAUUAAUGCAUUUAUUUAUCAAUUUUAUAUUCUGCCCUUCCUCCCAAUGGAGCCCAGAGCAGCAAACAAGUGAUAACAACAUCUUUAAAGUGACCCAGCACCCACCUUGUUGUCUUUCCUGAACAAAAGCUGUGUGCUUUGUUUUGUUUAAUUGCCCCCAGCUUUUUAAUGCGUUUACAUUUACAGUAAACCCUUCCUUACUUGGGUGUUUGUACCACCAGUGCUUUUUUUCUGGGAGGACACAGGGGUAUGCAUACCCCUAAACAUUUUGUGAAUCUAAGUUUGACCUCAUUGAGGGGCAGUAUUUCAAUAUGAGUAGGAAAAUGAGAGUACCCCUAAACAUUUUUUUAAAGGAAAAAAGCACUGUGUACCACUGAGCUCACUGGCAGUUGCUACUUAGUAUGCCUAGGGCUGUGAUGCACAGCUGUGAUCAAAAUCUAUAAUCCUUUCCAGGUUUUGUAUUCUGCAUUAUGUUUUCGUAUCAUUAGAGUGUUUUCUUUUUGUUUACUACACAAACGUAUUUUGUUUGAAGCUGUUUCCUUGAUGGAGAUAACAAGGUGCCCUGGGAAUACCUAUCAAUCCAGCAGGGAAGGUGUGGCAUAACAGUCACGGAAACACAUAAAACAAAUGAAGGCUCAAAGGGGCCACAACAGAAAAGUCCCUGUCACUGGUGGCCAUCCACCCAUCCUCUGAAGAGAGGUGGGAACUGGAGGAGGGCCUCAGCGGAUGAUCACAGUAAAUACACACGCUUGUGCCUCCACAUUUGCUCAAGUAAGAGAUCAUCAUGGCCAGUGUACUGUCCUCUGAAUCAUUUGCAAGCGGACUCUUUAAUGGAUGUAUUUACCUAUGCCCCGGAAGAGAGGCAACUGGACACUUGGGAAAUCAAAACUAUUUAUAUCAUGUCGCUACAUUUUUUUCCUGUUCCUCUUGGUCAGGGUGACAGGCAUGGCUUUCCCCUCCCUCUUCCAUCCUCUCAACUACGGAUUGGGCAGAAAUCCGGUUCAGUUCGCAUCUGAAGGGGAUCUUACCAAAUUCGCACUUUCUGAAAAAAAUGUAUGAACUGAAACACAGCCAUCCUUCAAAAUCCACCCUCUCCCAGAUUGUAUAGUGCGUUUUCCCCAGUCAAGCAGUGUGUACAAAAAGGGUAAAGUAAAUACACAUGCUAGUGAAAGCAGUGAAAUGACUUUAGAUGGGGGGAAUAUUUAUGGGGGGUUCCUUUUGGGGGGAUUCCCUGCCCCCCAGCCCUAACUUGAGCUUCCAGGAAUUGAAUCUGAGAUUUUCUGCAUGCAGGGCAGAUGGGCCAUCACUCUGCUAUGGCCGUUCCCAUAGAAUAUCUUUAUAUGGUGAACUUUGUUUAGAGUUUUUAAUCUUCCGAACCUCUUUCCUUUUCAUAUUGUUUUUCUCAAGAUUGUUGUUCUGUUAGGAUGUAGUUUCAAUGAACAUUUUAAUUUCUGUAAGCUACUCCAAGUAACUGAGUUUAUUAAAUAAAUAGGACAGGAUUGAAAACUUUGAAUACAUAAAUUAAAAAAAUAAAGAAUUACUUCUAAAGAACACCUGUACCUUAUUUAGACCUGUUUUCAUUCAGACACAUAACAGCACCAUUAUACAGCAAUAUAUGGCAAAAUCUGCAAAGGCUGAGUUUAUAAGGUUUUAUUCAUUUCACAUUUUGAUAGGAAUUUAACUGCCUCCCUCAAUGGACAGCCGCCAUAGCGUUUGCUUCUACAUUCUUAAGGGUGGGGUGUGCUUUGUGUUCUUCACAGUAUUUGAGGAUGAGUCACAGAGAAUGAACUACCUUUCACUCUCUGAAAAGGAAUUUCCUUCAUACAAAGAACUGAGGUCAGUCUGUGAUGGAGGGAGAAGCCAAUAGAUCGUAGAUGGGGCAUAAAAGUAAACUUUAGUUUCCACAGCUGCCUUCUAGCAGCCUGGUUGUGUAAAUGCAUUUUAUGGAGCAAAUAGCAGCUGUUGACCCCACUGCAAUUAAAGCUGUAUCUUAAGCUAGGGCAGAGGCAGAGGCAUUCAGCACUGUCUUAUAGGCUCUUGCAAACCCUGUCAGAUAGCCUUCCCCAACCUGGUGCCCAGCAGAGGUUUUGGGCUGGGCAGGGUGGGAAAUGCUAAAUUGCUGCCUGCUGAGUGCCAAGGCAUUACAGCUACCUCCACUUUUUGUACUCUAACUUUCUUCAGAAAUGUCCAGUUGACUUAGCUUUCAUUGUUUUUUUGAAAAAAGAGUAUGGGGCCCAUGCUAGCAUGGGGCCUGGUACAUGUGCACUUCUUGCAUCUCCCAGUUAGCAGCCCUGAACAUGAGUAAUUCAAAAUUUCUAUCAGUGAUAUAAGACAAGAUCAGUGAUCACAUCUGUGCCAUACAUUUAAAGCAUUCUUACACCACUUUAACAGUCCAUGGAGAAGCUUGGGAACUGGAAAGUGCUGGGAAUUGUAGCUCUGUGAGGUCAGUGCCAAUGACAAGCGACAAUGCUUGGAGUUCUUUGGGAGAAGUCAUGACUAUUGAAAAGAUAAAAGAAAUUUCUGUUUCAAAUUUGUGAGGUUGAUGUGACCUGAAUGUCAGGCACUGCACUAUGGGGGGGCACCACGGGGAUCUGUAGGAGGCACCAAAGUCUUUAGUGCAGUGGCUGCUGUGCAUCUGGGGUUGGGAUUCUGGGUGGCAGGGGAGCUUGUGGGCUUGUUGGUUCCUUGGUUUUUCAGGUGCUGCAGUGGGGCGGAGCCACUUCCAGUCCCUGAAAUCAGCGGCUGCCCUAAAAAACUGAGGCGGACCUACCUCAGUUUGCCCUCAGCCAGCCCCCACUUGCCUACCCCGCUACUUACAAUCAGUCCAGGGGGUUUCAUUGUCUGUCAGCUUCUUCCUUCUUUGGUCUCAGUGUUAACUCCAGGGAAGGGGAGGGGGUGGAAGUAGAAUUAAUUGACUCUGCCUCCCAUUGGCUCUGGUUCCACCUUCUGUUGGGGCUUGAAGCCAGACACCCAACCAUUCCCCAGUGCACACCAGCCACCACUGAAGCAGGUGGAGGGAUGUGUAGAAAGGCAAAACGGACAAACAGAUGAAGGGGAGGAAAGCACACAAUGAGAGAGAGAGGUGGGUGGCAGAGAGAGAGUGAGAGCUCUAGACAAACUCCACCUACUGCUGACUAUAGCUCCACACACUCCCAGCACCCAGCCCUUGGCAGAUCCCUGUUGAGAGAAUGUGGGCCUUCAUAAAAAAAUAUAUAUAUUUUUCAUAUCCAAGGCAAAAUCUAAUGAGCUACUUCAGGGCUUCUUUACUGGCAGCUCAAUAUGCAACAUUUAUUGACUUGAUUGGCCAACAGUAACUGUGGCCAGGACAGUCUAGUGUGGCUGCAAUUUCCUCUUGUCAGUAGGAUGUUAAUUAACCAGCCAUUGGCUCUGUCAGACAUUGCACCUCAGGCUGUUAUGGUAUUCCUGCUCCUGUACCUAAGUUGCAUUUCCUCUAUUUUCAGAACCUCACCACGUCCUCUUCACCUUCUGGGCCUUGGCACCUGCCCUUCAGCUUUGCUUGGAACUUCACCUAGUUCAGAUCUACUGCCUUCCCCUGAAAAAGGGAUAUAUUUGCUAUAAUUACUUGCACAACCUUUUUUGA